AUGCUGUCAACAGUUGUGCUGCUCACCCUGUGGGCCAGCGCUGCAGCAUCAGCAAUCCCGGUAGAACAGCAGCCCUUGGCCGAUCUGAGCACCGAUUCCAGCACCCUUGUCCUCCCCGAUCAUGCACGCGACCCUCCUGCAGGGGUAGCGGGCUCGGGGCCUCGUGGUCGCUUCUUGCAUAUCACUGAUUUCCACCCCGACCAAUACUACAAGGCGGGCACCCUGCCCGACGAGAAAGGCGGGACAUGCCACCGCGGCAAGGGACCGGCAGGAUACUUCGGCGCGGAAGGUUCAGACUGUGACUCUCCCUUGUCCCUGGUCAACGAAACGUUCCGGUGGAUUGAGGAGAAUUUGAAGGACGAGAUCGACUUUGUCAUCUGGACGGGGGAUUCGGUCCGCCAUGACAACGAUGAAAAACGCCCACGAAAUGCAGACGAGAUCGUCCAACUGAACGAGUUUAUGGCUCAGAAAUGGGUUGAUCUAUUCGGAGUCCGUGAUCGCGCCAAAAGUCCAACCAGCAUCCCUCGACUGUCCGUGCCCGUCAUACCCACCUUUGGCAACAACGACAUCCUACCCCAUAAUAUUUUCCGAGAAGGUCCCAAUACGUGGACGAAGAAGUUCGCCGAAAUCUGGCGCCAUUUUAUUCCGGAAGACCAACGCCACACGUUCGUUGAGGGCGGAUGGUUCACCAUCGAGGUGAUUCCCGGCAAGCUGGCCGUCAUCAGCUUGAACACUAUGUACUUCUUCGAAUCCAACAGCGCAGUGGAUGGCUGCAAUGUGAAGUCGGAACCCGGGUACGAACACAUGGAGUGGCUGCGGGUUCAGCUGCAACUGUUACGGAGCCGUGGCAUGAAGGCCAUAUUGAUGGGCCAUGUGGCCCCUGCUCGGUCGAACGAGAAGAAGAAUUGGGAUGAAAGCUGCUGGCAGAAGUAUACCCUGUGGAUGGAUCGAUACCGUGAUGUCGUCGUGACCGGUCUCUAUGGACACAUGAACAUCGAUCACUUCAUCCUGCAGGACAAUCACAAGGUCGACAUUGAGACCGUGUUGGAGAAGCCUGCGGACGACAUAGUAACAACUUUGUCAAAGGAGGACUAUCUCGUCUCGCUUCGCAAGCAAUGGUCCUCACUACCAUCCCCGCCUGCUGGUAUUUUCGAAAAGCUGCGCAGUACGUCAGAGCCUUUCGAUUUCGAUGCAACCAAGAAGAAGAAAAGCAAGAAGGAGAAGAAGAGGGAGAAAAAGGAGCGGAAGUACCUGAAGAAGAUUGGAGGCCCCUUUGCUGAACGAUACAGCCUUUCAUUGGUCUCGCCGAGCCUGGUACCAAAUUAUUUCCCCACGUUGAGGGUGGUGGAAUACAACAUCACUGGACUGGAGGCCCUUUCAAUUCAGGAUGAAUCCAAUUACGAUCGUGAUGGGGACUCUUCCGAUGUGUCUACUGUGGGAUCAACACUGUUCGACCCUCAGACUCCAUCAGUCGAUAUUGAGAAGAAAAAGAAGGGCAAGGACAAGGACGACGAGCCUCCGAGCUUCAAGAUUCCCGAUCCCCCGUCCUCCACGGCACCUCCGGGCCCUGCAUACUCCAAACAACCAUUUACCCUGCUAUCCUACACCCAGUACUUUGCAAACCUCACUCGACUCAACGAGGAGGCCGCAUCCCAAGGGCACAAGUCUCUUAAAAUCGACUUUGAAGUCGAAUAUUCCACCAAUGAUGAUGGCGUCUGUCAAAUGACGGACUUGACGGUCCGCAGCUUUUUGGAACUUGCCAUUCGAAUCGGUGAGGAUGGAGCAGCUGCCACCGAUACCUCCAUCUCCCCCGACCCGUCGGCCGCCGGAAAGAAGAAGGUGAACGAGGCCUGGCGCACGUUCCUCUCCCGAGCAUUUACGGGGUUUAUUGAUGUGGAUGAUCUGAAUUUGAGAGCAUACAAUAGCGAUUGA
Molecule: messenger RNA, 1932 nt
Organism: Penicillium daleae
Lineage: Eukaryota; Fungi; Ascomycota; Eurotiomycetes; Eurotiales; Aspergillaceae
Product: endopolyphosphatase
Exons: 2
Coding region: 1-1932 (643 amino acids)
Biological process (GO): polyphosphate catabolic process
Cellular component (GO): membrane; fungal-type vacuole
Molecular function (GO): endopolyphosphatase activity; exopolyphosphatase activity
Source: RefSeq, a predicted model, not a curated record